CAUUGAAGGUCUCGAACUGCCGGUGUCAUUCCUCCUACCGCCAAUUCAGUAUCACUUGGCAUUUCGGAUUAGCCCUUGGACAGUUAUUAUCCUCUCUUCCACCUAGCUAGGUGUUCACGGUGCCGAGCAUGGCGACAGUCAAAGCCGCAGACCCGAUACUGCGCGCAUCCCUUCGGCCCUCGUCGAUACGGCGGUUCGAGCGAGUUGGAGGCGCCAAGCUGAACAGUCCAGUGUUGACAUCGGUGCGGUGGAAAUCAGGCCCAUAUGGAUAUACACAGGCGAAGGCCCUUGUGUUCAGCCAAUAUGGUGAGCCAAAGGACGCCUUGAAACUACACACACACUCCAUCUCGCCUUCUCUCCCAUCCUCCUCCGUCCUCCUGCGAACCCUCGCCGCCCCAAUCAACCCAGCAGACGUAAACACAAUCCAAGGCACAUACGGGGUAAAGCCAAAGUUCACCUCUCUAAUCGGGACACCCGAACCGUCCGCGCUCCCAGGUAACGAAGGUGUCUUCGAAGUGGUCUCAUCCCCGCCCUCGUCCUCAGGCCUCGCAAAAGGCGACUGGGUGAUCCCCGCAAAGACGGGCUUCGGCACCUGGCGCACGCACGCCGUGGCCCCAGUCGACGGCGUCAUCAGAGUCGACAAGGACGGCCUGAACCCACUCCAAGCCGGCACCGUGAGCGUCAACCCGUGCUCCGCGUACCGCAUGCUCCGCGACUACGCCGACCCUGCCCUGAGGGAAGGAGACUGGUUCAUACAGAACGGCGCGAAUAGCGGCGUGGGCCGCGCCGCGAUCCAGCUCGGCCGGCUCUGGGGGUACCGCAGCAUCAACGUGGUUCGCGCUCGCGACUCCGAGGUCGCUACCCAGGCGCUCAAGGAUGAAUUGCUGGCUCUCGGCGCGGACCACGUCGUUACCGAGGAGGAGUUCCUGGCGCGCGAGUUCAAGGAUAAAGUAGCGGAAUGGACGCGCGGGACCGGUGGGAGCGGAGUGCGGCUCGGACUGAACUGUGUGGGGGGUAAGUCCGCGCAGACCAUCGCCAAAUCGCUGGGCACGAGCGGCACCAUGGUCACGUACGGCGGCAUGGCGAGACAGCCGGUGGCACUACCCACUGGCCUCCUCAUCUUCAAGGACUUGCGGUUCGUGGGAUUCUGGCUGAGUCGCUGGGCCGACGGCGACACGGCGGCCAAGACGCGGACGGUCAACGAGAUCCUCGAUUGGACGCGCCAGGGCAAGUUCAAAGAUACUCCCGUUGUCGAUGUCCCCUGGAACUGGGAGACGGAAGACACGCCGUUGAAGGAGGCUGUGCAGGGGACAUUGGAAGGGUUCAGGGCUGGGAAGGGUGUUUUCGUGUUUGGAGAGACGUGAGGAAUGAAUAUUGUAUAUGAUGAAUGGAUGCUAGAAUCAACACCUCGUAUCGCUAUGUUUUCAUGAAAUAACAUUCGGAGAAUGGAACUGUUGGAAGUACACCUUAUCAAUGUCUUCGGCACGGAAAGGACAGUGUAUAUAUCGUAAUGACAAGAAUCAUAAUAGAGCUUUCUAGCAGGUAUGUGGCUUCGUCACUGCAUGAAAAUGAGCCUACGAUUGUAUAUUCAUUAGCUCCUGUACACCGUUUGAGCCCUCUAACCGAGCCCCGGACCGCUCCAAGUAAGAAACACAAGG
This is a messenger RNA of Xylaria bambusicola, 1658 nucleotides long. RefSeq lists its product as uncharacterized. The record is from RefSeq and is a predicted model, not a curated record. Bases 129 to 1364 code for a protein of 411 amino acids. Gene Ontology annotation, biological process: fatty acid metabolic process. Gene Ontology annotation, molecular function: trans-2-enoyl-CoA reductase (NADPH) activity. The transcript is spliced from 2 exons. Lineage: Eukaryota; Fungi; Ascomycota; Sordariomycetes; Xylariales; Xylariaceae. Gene Ontology annotation, cellular component: mitochondrion.